This is a messenger RNA of Teleopsis dalmanni, 1852 nucleotides long. RefSeq names its product sialin-like. Gene Ontology annotation, biological process: transmembrane transport; monoatomic anion transport. The transcript is spliced from 7 exons. Gene Ontology annotation, cellular component: plasma membrane. NCBI's taxonomy places the organism in Eukaryota, Metazoa, Arthropoda, Insecta, Diptera, Diopsidae. The record is from RefSeq and is a predicted model, not a curated record. Gene Ontology annotation, molecular function: transmembrane transporter activity. Bases 32 to 1663 code for a protein of 543 amino acids.
AAGUUUUAUAUAGUAAAAAUAAAAACAAAAAAUGGCUGCAGUGGAAGCUCGAACUGUGCUCUGGUAUCUGGUCUUUAUCGGAUUCGCCGUUAACUAUAUGAUUCGCAUUAAUCUAAAUAUAACAAUUGUCGAAAUGAUUGCAACCAAAGGUAAACCACCUCAUUCUCAACACAACAUGGAAGAAACAACUGAAUCGAGGGUGAUGAUCGAGGGUAAUGUCAAUGACAAUACUUCCGGUUUCACGACACUAAGGCACCAUAAUAUCAGCACUCAUGAACAUUUCAAUUUGCAUAAUGAAAAAUAUUCACUAGAGAAGAAUUUUUUAAAUUGGUCAAAGAUUGAAUAUGAACCUAAUGGUUUUGAAUGGAAUGAGUAUCAGCAAGGAUUGGUGUUGGGAUCGUUUUUCUGGGCUCAUUGGCUUACCCAAAUACCCGGCGGUAUCUUAGCUAAAACAUAUGGAACAAAAUUGGUAUUUGGUUUAUCAAAUGCUAUUGGUUGUUGGAUGUGUUUCUUAAUACCUAUAGCUUCAUAUUGGAACUACAAAGUCUUAAUUUGGCUGAGAGUAAUACAGGGCUUAAUAACAGGUCUUUCUUGGCCAGCAAUGCACGUGCUAACAGCUCAGUGGAUACCGCCAAACGAACGAAGUAAAUUUGUAACAGCCUAUUUGGGUAGUUCUGUUGGUAUUGCACUAUUUUAUCCAAUGUUCGGUUAUGUGAUGCAUUGGAGCUCAUGGGAAUGGGUGUAUCACAUUUGUGGUAUAAUCGGCACAGUUUGGUGGUUUGGUUGGUUGUACUUUGUGUACGAUACACCUCAUCAGCAUCCACGCAUAAGUCAAUCUGAAGUACGCUAUAUUGAAAAAUCACUUGGUGCUUCUAUACAAAAUGCAAAUCACGGACCAACACCAUGGCGAGAAAUACUUACUUCAUGUCCAGUUUGGAUGAAUGUAAUUGCACAGUGGGGUGGUAUUUGGGGAUUAUUCACAUUAAUGACACAAGCACCCACAUACUUCCGAGUUGUACAUAAUUGGAAUAUAAGAGCGACUGGCAUAUUAUCAGGAUUGCCACAUUUGAUGCGUAUGCUUUUUGCAUUAUUUUUUUCAAUGUUUGCUGAUUUUUUGCUACGUACAGAUAAAAUGAGUCGUACUAAUUUACGCAAACUGGCAACUUUUAUUUGUUGCGUAUUAAAAGGCUUAAUAGUAUUAGCAUUGGCAUACUAUGGACAUAAUUCAACAGCGGCAAUAAUAUUCCUUACUAUUGCUACAAUGGUGCAUGGAGCAGUAUCUUCAGGACCUUUGGCUUCCAUUGUUGAUAUAGCUCCCAAUUAUGCCGGCAUUGUUUUAGGUAUUAGUGGUAUGAUUGGAGUAUUACCAGGUUUUAUUUCACCAUACAUUGUUGGAGUUCUAACUCUAGGCAAUCAAUCUUUCGAAUCUUGGAAAAAUGUAUUCAUAAUAUGUGCGGUUAUGUUAAUUGGAAGUGGAGUUCUGUACAUGUUAUUUGCUGAGUCUACUUUACAGAAAUGGAAUUCUAAUUCAUCCCAAGAUAUCAAUCAAAAGGAAAUGCAGCUGUUGGAAGGAGUAACAUUUAAUGUACAAGAGUCUGAACAUAAAAAAUUAAGAUCUGAUGAUCAUGAAGAAAUCGACCAGGAGAUAGAUGAACGAAGAUAGAUUUCUUUUUAUGUGAUUAAAUUAGUAUAAGUAGUAUUUUAAGUGUGAAAAUAAUAUUGUUUCUAGGUUUCAGAUAAAUAUUUUUAUGUGUUAAAUCAGAUGUUUUGAUAAUUAUAAGAAUUUCUUAUCUCAAACUUGUGUUAAACGCAUGAUACUAAGGUUUUUAUUAUAAAAAGAUAACUGUAUUGU